Molecule: messenger RNA, 393 nt
Organism: Plasmodium coatneyi
Lineage: Eukaryota; Apicomplexa; Aconoidasida; Haemosporida; Plasmodiidae
Exons: 2
Coding region: 1-393 (130 amino acids)
Source: RefSeq, a predicted model, not a curated record
AUGGCGGCAGGAAAUAGGAAGAACUCCAACAAUCGUUCCGGAUGUUUGAUGGAGCAAGGAAAGCGAAGUAGAGGUUUUGCCAAAGUUGCCACCUCUAAGGUUUUUGUUUUUUUCGUUAUUUCUCUAGUAUGUUUCUUUCUCAAGAACACCCUCAUCGUCGAAAAUGGAAAGGAAUUUAAUGCAUUGCAGAGGCACAAUGGUUUUUCAAGAAAGUUGGGUGAGUCUUCAUUGAAAGGUUUAAUGAACGAUGAUUCCGCAGAUGCUACCACCUCUGAAAAGAAGCAGAAGAAUUACUUCCAAAGGAAAGACGAAAAUUAUGAUAAAGUUGUACAAGAAUUAAAUGAGAAAUUCAAGAACAAUUACCAACACAGCGAAUCGCAGAACGACGAAUAA